This is a messenger RNA of Argiope bruennichi, 1543 nucleotides long. Its product is annotated as E3 ubiquitin-protein ligase MARCHF3-like. The record is from RefSeq and is a predicted model, not a curated record. The transcript is spliced from 7 exons. Gene Ontology annotation, molecular function: ubiquitin-protein transferase activity; zinc ion binding. Gene Ontology annotation, biological process: protein ubiquitination. Lineage: Eukaryota; Metazoa; Arthropoda; Arachnida; Araneae; Araneidae. Bases 251 to 1144 code for a protein of 297 amino acids.
CAUCGAUUGAUUCCAUUUUGUCACCUUGCCACUGUGAUAUUCGAAAACAUGCAAAAGCUAGCAUAGCUCAUAAACAAGCUGAACUCAUUAUCGAGAGCCAUAGCAGUCAGGGUGGUGAAUGGUUUUUAAUUUUUGAUGCGUUGAGUUAUUUUGGAGUAGUUGAAUGAAUUGAAAUGAAUUAGCGUUCAUGGAUUUCUCGAUGAAUUCAUUUCAGGAAUUUUGAAAACUAUUGGCGCUGUUAAUUAAGAAAAUGAGUGAUAUCAGCAAAGAUGCCCAUAUUAGUUGCCAUCCUGUGGACAAGAGUGCUCCCUCUAUAGACUGUAAUCCAAAUCUAUUCGAUAAGCAUCUCAAAAGCAACUCUCCACAAACUGAAUCUACUUCUGUGGAACCCACUGCUUGCCUAAUCACGCCUCCUGCUAGCAUCCACAUUAGUCACAUGUAUGUGUAUAACUUCUCACCAGAUCAGUCGGGAAGAAAUUCUUCAGCUUUUGAUACUCCAAUUAAAACUAGGAAGUACCAGUCCCCUGCUGCGAGUAGUGGGCCGAUUUGUCGAAUUUGCCAUGAAGGAGACGGUAAAGAGGAUCUCGUAUCCCCCUGCAAAUGUACAGGAACCGUCGGAGUAGUCCACAAAUCCUGCAUGGAAAGAUGGUUAAGUACGAGACCUAAUACUAAUGAUAAAUGUGAAAUAUGCAAUUAUACGUUUGUUACAGCACGUUAUCCAAAGUCCAUUAUGGAGUGGAUUCGAAGUGAUGAAAAUAAUGGCCAUCAUCGGCGAAGUUUAAUGGGUGAUGUGACAUGUUUUAUGCUUCUGACUCCUUUGGCUAUUGUUAGCAGUUUCUUAUGUGUUGAAGGAGCCAAGAGACAAGUGGUAUGGGGUAAUAGCUUAGAAGCUGGAUGCCUCAUGGCCUUAGCCACAUUUCUCAUUACAAUAUAUUUCGUUUGGAAUAUAUUAACCUUAAGAUAUCACUUGAAAGGUUACCUGAGAUGGCGAGCAAUGAACCACAAUGUAAAACUUCUAAGAGUCCAGAGAGUCUCCACUGCUACCAAUGGUAGCACAAGCAACUCUCAAGGCGAAUCAACAGUUUCUCAGGUUUUGGAAAAUGCUGGAUCUCCAACAGUUUCCAUUGCGAUACCUGAUCCCUAAAGAAUGUGAUCUAGACAUGAUUUUUGACUCGUUUCUAAAUACAUCGUGCAUUUGAUACGAAACGGGAUGAUCGAUUUUUAAGCAGCAGCAGCAUUCAGUGAAAUCUGUAUGGUAUUAAGAAAAUAGAAAUUAUAGUUUAAGAUUUCUUGGCUUUUAUAAGAGUUUCUGUUAUGUUUACUGGCAUAUUCUGUUCUUUUCAUAAAUUAGAAGUUUAAAAGUUUGUAAAGGAAACAUUCAGAUGUUCUUAUUUUAUUCUACUUUUAUUUAAUUUGAUAUUGAAUAUUGUGUUAAAAUUUGUAUGGAAGAAGUAUUUUGAUUUGCACUUCAAAUUUCUAGCUCAAAUUUACCUUCUGAUUAAUUUCCAAUCUGAUUGUUACAUGAUUAAUGUAUUUUUGUUUA